AUGCUGGCCUGCCUGCAGAGGACCCAGAACGCCCCGGGCCAACACCUGGCCUGCCCGACCAAGAGCCUGGAGCUGCGCAAGUGCGAGACGGUGGCCAGCUCCAUGCAUUCCUCCCGCUACCCGAGCCCGGCCGAGCUGGACGCCUACGCCGAGAAGGUGGCCAACAGCCCACUCUCCAUCAAGAUCUUCCCCACCAAUAUCCGCGUGCCCCAGCACAAGCACCUCAGCCGCACCGUCAACGGCUACGACACCAGUGGCCAGCGCUACAGCCCCUACCCGCCGCAUACGGCCGGCUACCAGGGCCUGCUCGCCGUCGUCAAGGCCGCCGUCUCCUCCUCCGGCGUGGCUGCGCCCCCCGGGCUCACCAAAAGCGUGCUCAAGAGCGCCGAGGGCAAGCGGACCAAGCUGUCGCCGGCCGCCGUGCAGGUGGGCAUCGCGCCCUACCCGGCGCCCAGCACUCUGGGGCCCCUGGCCUACCCCAAGCCGCCCGAGGCGCCUGCCCCGCCCCCCGGCCUGCCCGCGGCCGCGGCCGCCGCCGCCCCCGUCAUCCCCCUGCCCGGCCGCGGCCUGCCCCUGCCGCCUUCCAACCUGCCCUCCAUCCACAGCAUCCUCUAUCAGCUCAACCAGCAGUGCCAGGCCCCAGGCGCUGCGCCCGCCGCCUGCCAGGCCGUGGCCAUUCCCCAGCCCAGCCCAGCCAAGCACGGCCCGGUGCCCAGCUUCCCCAGCCUGGCCUACCCGGCCACUGCCGGCCCACCCGACUGCCGGAAGGGCGCCGAGCUGGGCCAGGGAAGCACGCCGGCCUUGACGUUGGCUGGGGCCGCCAAGCCCACAGGGUACGCAGACGGAGGCCUGGAUUACCUGCUGUGGCCGCAGAAGCCGCCGCCGCCGCCGCCCCCACCCCAGCCGCUGCGGGCCUACAGCGGCGGCACGGCGGCCAGCAAGUCCCCCGAGGCCUGUGGGGGGCGGGUGUACGAGCGGGCCGGCGGGUCGCCCGUCAGCUGCGGCGUGGGGCUGCCCACCAGCUUCACCGUGGGCCAGUACUUUGCCGCCCCCUGGAACAGCGUGCUGGUGACCCCCACCAGCGACUGCUACAAUCCAGCAGCCGCGGCAGUGGCCGUGACCGAGCUGGGGCCGGGGGCGGCCCGGGAGCUGGCGGGGCCCCCGGCGGAGACCCUCUCAGGCCUGCCCAGCAAGAGCGUGUGCAACACGGCCGUGCUGAGCAGCAGCCUGCAGUCACUGGAGUAUCUCAUCAACGAUAUCCGGCCCCCUUGCAUCAAGGAGCAGAUGCUGGGCAAGGGCUACGAGACGGUGGCUGUGCCCCGGCUGCUGGACCACCAGCACGCCCACAUCCGCUUGCCCGUCUACAGAUAA
Messenger RNA from Lipotes vexillifer (Yangtze River dolphin), 1371 nucleotides. It is a transcript of the gene FAM222A, whose product is annotated as family with sequence similarity 222 member A. The record is from RefSeq and is a predicted model, not a curated record. NCBI's taxonomy places the organism in Eukaryota, Metazoa, Chordata, Mammalia, Artiodactyla, Lipotidae. Bases 1 to 1371 code for a protein of 456 amino acids. The transcript is spliced from 2 exons.